CUUUAAAACUCAAAUAUAUCUCAAUUACAUAAUUGCAUAAUAAGUGCAUCGGUCGAGCGCUGAUAAACGUUUUUUUGCCAUAUCUAACGGUACGCCCGGCCGACAUAGGUACUUAUCGCCAUAACUUAGCCGGCUUGCUUAUAGUAAACAACAUCGGAGUAAUUAACAUUAAAUUCGUAAGAAAGUGUUUUAGUUUACGUUCUCUCGUGGUGCUGGUGUUGUUAGUGGAACAGAGUGUUGAAAGUGCUAAGAAGGUAAAUACUAAGUGCAAUUUAAAAUGAAUGAAGCCUUGAUUAAAGAGUUAGUUAAGAAGAGGGGUCAUAUUAAGUCGCGAUUAACUAAAUUUUCAGGUUAUAUACGCGAGUUAGCCGAAAAAGCAUUGUGUGCGGCUCAGGUGACGGAACUGCAACUUCGGAUCGCUAAAUUAGAAUGUGUUUACAACACGUAUGACGAGAUUCAAACCAAGUUGGAGUAUAUGGUUGAGGAUGACGAGGCCCAAUUAGACGAGAGGUCUGACUUCGAGGAUUUGUACUACUCGUCAGUCGCGGCGGCUAAGGAAUUGGUAACCAUGCAUACCAAGGUCGCGCCUAGCGAUGGGGGUUCCGAUAAUAAUACACGGCGUCAUCCACAUGUAAAAUGUAAGUUACCUACCAUUUCUUUACCCAAAUUUGGAGGCUCGUAUGAUACAUGGCUUGAGUUUCGCGACACAUUUGAUAGUUUGAUUAAUAAUGACGACUCCAUCGAUGAUGUAAACAAGUUUCAUUAUUUGCGGGCUUCAUUAGAAGGCAGUGCCGCAGUAAUUGUACAAUCAUUAGCAUUGUCUAGUAGUAACUAUAAAAUAGCUUGGCAAUUAUUAUGCGACAGAUACAAUAAUAAGCGGUUAUUAGUAAAUAAUCAUAUUAGGGCCAUAUUUAAUAUAAACCCAAUUACCAAGGAGUCAUCGACAGCUAUUCGGCAUCUUAUAGACACGAUAUGCAAAAAUAUACGUGCGUUAGCGACCCUUGAUGAACCAACCACCCAUUGGGAUACAUUAUUAGUGUAUAUAAUAUGUCAAAAACUUGACAAUGUUACUAGACGUGAGUGGGAGGAGUUUGUGCCUAGUUGCGAAACAAUUACUUUCGAUGCUAUCAUACAUUUCCUCAGCGAUCGUGCGGAUCUAUUGGAAACCAUGGCGAUGGAGGGCCCCGGACGUCGCGCGUCCUGGCCGCUCGCCGCCGGCGCCGGCGCUGUCCCUGCGGCGCACGCGCGCUCCGCCGUGCGACGGGUAAAGGAAAAAUGUUUCGUAGGACUAGAUGAACGUGAAACCGAUACUGAGCGAACCAAAUGGAGGCAAGCCAAGGGUCAACUUGCAACCGAUACCAUGGUCGUCGUCAAAGAAGACAACCUCCCUCCAAUGAAAUGGAAGCUCGGCAGAAUCGUUAGCGUCAUCCCUGGAUCUGAUGGCAUCAAUCGUGUGGCCGACAUCCGGACGUCGUCUGGGAUCAUCCGUCGUGCGUUCAGCAAAAUAUGUCCACUACCAGUCGAAAAGUAAAUCUAUGGUUGAAAGACCAACCUUUCAACGUGGGCGGGCAUGUUGGAACGAAACGCAAGGCUUCAGCGGGGACUGCGGCGAGACGGAGGCGACCUCUGUCUUAAUUUUCGAUCUAGCUAACGCUGUGACAUUGCAAUUUUGAACAUGUAACAAGCAACUGAUUUUUUUAUUUUUUUUAUAUGUACUUGUGUGGCAGAAUACAGUACAUUUCUAUUUUUAAACAUUUUUUUAUUCUGCCUGGUCCUUCUACAAUCCU
Cydia splendana is the source of this 1787-nucleotide messenger RNA. RefSeq lists its product as uncharacterized. The transcript has 2 exons. NCBI's taxonomy places the organism in Eukaryota, Metazoa, Arthropoda, Insecta, Lepidoptera, Tortricidae. The record is from RefSeq and is a predicted model, not a curated record. Bases 278 to 1531 code for a protein of 417 amino acids.